Molecule: messenger RNA, 512 nt
Organism: Rotaria sp. Silwood1
Lineage: Eukaryota; Metazoa; Rotifera; Eurotatoria; Philodinida; Philodinidae
Source: the annotation of a GenBank genome assembly
AUGAUGAAUUCAGUUGAAGAAGACAAAGAAUCUGAAACUUUUAUUCAACAUUCAGUUCUAUUCGAUAUUCCUGCUCGAUUACAAUGGGAAAAUAACAAUGGUUACUGCGGUGAAACGUCUAUACAAGCUUUCGGUCUUUACUAUGGUGCUUGGAUUUCUCAAAAACUUGUUCGUGAUAUCAAUCAUGGGGAAUAUCUCCUACAAAAAUUAUCUACUGAUGAUCGACGAAAUCCAACUAAUACCUUGACUGUUCUUCAUUUUACCUAUGACGAAUGGGAUUGGAAAAAUUCGUCUCAACCUCAAUUUUAUGACUAUUGUUCUUGGAUCAAGAGAUCUAUCAUACAAGGAUAUCCCGUUAUGUUUGUUGCCUAUCUUCUUUAUAUGCACGAUGAACUCUAUGAUCAUAUUAUGCCAGCAAUUGGUAUUCGAUAUAGAGAUAAAAAUAAAUAUGAUCCGAAUGAUGUACUUGUCUAUUUUAAUCUCUAUCAUCAGAGAUUAAUUGAACGAAAAAU